UGAACGCAACGCAUCACGUGACCGCGUCUGACAGCUCAGAGGAGGAAAAGUAACAUGGCGGUGUGCAUAGCAGUAAUCGCGAAAGAGAACUACCCGCUGUACAUUCGCAGUGUGCCCACUCAAAAUGAGCUGAAGUUUCACUACACAGUACACACCUCUCUGGACGUGGUGGAGGAGAAGAUCUCAGCCGUGGGCAAAUCACUGGGAGACCAGAGAGAGCUGUACCUGGGUCUGCUCUAUCCCACUGAAGACUAUAAAGUAUAUGGGUAUGUAACGAACUCCAAGGUGAAAUUCGUCAUUGUUGUGGACUCUUCAAACACAUCGUUGAGGGACAAUGAAAUAAGAAGUAUGUUCAGAAAAUUACACAACUCAUUUACUGAUGUGAUGUGCAACCCCUUCCACAAUCCUGGGGACACCAUUCAGUCCAAGGCCUUUGAUGGAAUAGUAUCGGCGAUGAUGGUGCAAACUGGAUGAUGUCCGUUUCUACUCAUGAACAUCCUAUUGUCCACUGUACAUAAUACUGAACUUUUGUUUACAUGUUGCCUUUAAUUUUAAAAUGCAUAACUAAUAAAACUUAACUGUUGCACAUCA
Solea senegalensis (Senegalese sole) is the source of this 591-nucleotide messenger RNA. RefSeq names its product trafficking protein particle complex subunit 2L (gene trappc2l). Gene Ontology annotation, biological process: endoplasmic reticulum to Golgi vesicle-mediated transport. Gene Ontology annotation, cellular component: cytoplasm; nucleus; TRAPP complex. The transcript has 5 exons. NCBI's taxonomy places the organism in Eukaryota, Metazoa, Chordata, Actinopteri, Pleuronectiformes, Soleidae. The record is from RefSeq and is a predicted model, not a curated record. The coding region runs from base 55 to 474 and encodes 139 amino acids.